Messenger RNA from Penicillium cinerascens, 615 nucleotides. RefSeq lists its product as uncharacterized. NCBI's taxonomy places the organism in Eukaryota, Fungi, Ascomycota, Eurotiomycetes, Eurotiales, Aspergillaceae. The record is from RefSeq and is a predicted model, not a curated record. The transcript is spliced from 2 exons. Gene Ontology annotation, biological process: microtubule-based movement. Gene Ontology annotation, cellular component: cytoplasm; cytoplasmic dynein complex. The coding region runs from base 1 to 615 and encodes 204 amino acids. Gene Ontology annotation, molecular function: dynein intermediate chain binding.
AUGGCGAACCCUUCACAGCGCACACCGCAGGUGCCCCAACAUGUCACCGCACUUCUCUCCCACCUCACCUCCCGCCCGGGAGUCCAAUCCACCCUGAUCCUCUCCCGCAAAGACGGAUCUAUCAUCCAAAGCACCGGAAUGCUCGCGAUCCAAGAGACCGCAACCCCGCAAAAGACACCACUGGCACCAACCGCAGCCGACCAGAAUCCGCUCGCCCAAUCUUCCGACUCAUCCCCUGCCUCGCCCGCCGCCCACUCCCCCUCCACAUACCUGCCAUCGCAAGCAGAAACUCUGGCCGCGCACAUUUUCGCGUACGUCUCCAGUGCUUCCGCUCUGGGCAUCUCGCUCUCAAAGCCUAUCACCCAGACCGGUGAGGGACCCAAUGCGACGGCGUUGAACGGGUACGGGACAUAUGGAAACGGCACGAGGACUCCACAAGAAGACCAGGAUGCAGACACGGGAGACCGUGAUGAGGAGGACGAAGUGAAAUUACUACGUAUGCGUACGCGGAAACAUGAGAUCGUCGUCGUGCCGGAUCGGAAGUACUUGCUCUGUGUUGUGCAUGAUGCCGCGUAUGCGAGUACUGGGGCUGGGGCUGCUACUCGCACACGGUAA